Messenger RNA from Aspergillus ruber CBS 135680, 6381 nucleotides. Its product is annotated as glutamate synthase (NADH). Gene Ontology annotation, molecular function: glutamate synthase (NADH) activity; iron ion binding; flavin adenine dinucleotide binding. The transcript has 5 exons. The record is from RefSeq and is a predicted model, not a curated record. The coding region runs from base 1 to 6381 and encodes 2126 amino acids. Lineage: Eukaryota; Fungi; Ascomycota; Eurotiomycetes; Eurotiales; Aspergillaceae.
AUGGGUCUGAACUUGGAGGAAAUCUAUGGCCCCAUAAUUGAAGAGCAGACUCCCAAUGAAUAUUUGGAGUACACUCCCAAGCGCGGUUAUGGAUGGGCAAACACCCUGCCCGAGCGGCAGGGUCUUUAUGAUCCUGAAUUUGAAAAGGAUGCUUGCGGUGUAGGCUUCGCUGCUCAUAUCAAGGGCAAACCUAGUCACAAGAUUGUUAGUGAUGCCCGCCAUUUGCUCUGUAACAUGACCCACCGCGGUGCUGUCGGCUCUGAUGCGCGAGACGGUGACGGUGCCGGUGUAAUGACCAGCAUCCCUCACAAAUUCUUUAUCAAGAAUUUCGCCCGUGAAGUCGGACUUGACCUGCCUCCCUUGGGUCAAUAUGCUGUCGGAAACCUCUUCUUUAAGCCUGAACCGGAAUCCUUGAAGGAGUCUAUUGCGUCUUUCGAAGAGAUUGCUGUCUCUUUGGGUCUGCGGGUACUGGGAUGGCGUGAAGUCCCUGGUGACUCGACCAUCCUUGGUCCUGCAGCGCUGUCCCGGGAACCGAUUAUUAUGCAGCCUUUCGUUGUCCUCAGGUCGGCCUACGGCGAUGGAAACAAGCCAGAGACCACCGACCCUGAUUCGUUUGACGACAAGACCUUCGAGCUGCAAUUGUACGUUCUCAGGAAACGUGCGACCCAUGUAAUUGGCUUGGCCAAUUGGUUCUAUCUUUGCUCUCUGAGUAACAGAAACAUUGUCUACAAGGGUCAGCUGUCUCCAUCUCAGGUGUACGAGUAUUACCAUGACUUGGUGAACGUUGACUAUGAAGGUCACUUUGCCCUCGUCCACUCUCGUUUCUCCACCAACACCUUCCCAUCUUGGGACCGCGCACAGCCAUUGCGUUGGGCCGCCCACAACGGUGAAAUCAACACUCUUCGUGGAAACAAGAACUGGAUGCGCGCCAGAGAAGGUGUCCUUAAAUCAGACAUUUUCGGUGACGAGUUGGAUUACUUGUACCCAAUUGUCGAGGACGGCGGUUCCGACUCGGCUGCAUUUGACAAUGUUCUGGAAUUGUUGAUGAUUAAUGGCGUUUUGUCCCUGCCAGAAGCAGUCAUGAUCAUGAUUCCUGAAGCCUGGCAAGAUAGCCCGGGAAUGGACCCUGCCAAGGCAGCCUUUUAUGAAUGGGCAGCGUGUCAAAUGGAGCCCUGGGACGGUCCCGCGCUCUUCACUUUUUCGGACGGACGCUACUGCGGUGCGAACCUGGACAGAAACGGAUUGCGUCCCUGCCGUUUCUACGUCACAGACGAUGACCGUAUCAUCUGUGCAUCCGAAGUGGGUACCAUCGACAUUGACCCCGAGCGCGUCAUCCAGAAGGGCCGUCUGCAGCCCGGAAAGAUGUUGCUGGUUGACACGGUUGCGGGUCGCAUCAUUGACGACUCGGAGCUCAAGCACACUGUGGCGCAUCGUCAGGACUUCGCGACAUGGCUCGACAAAGAACUGUUGAGGCUGCCGGCCAUCAAAAAGCGGUUGCUAGAUAUGAACGUCGACCUAGGGUUCACGCUGGACAAUAGCACCGUCCAAAAUGACCAUCGUCUCAAGGCAUUCGGAUACUCUUUUGAGCAGGUCAGUCUGCUUCUUGGUCCUAUGGCCGCUGACUCAAAGGAAGCUCUCGGUUCGAUGGGUAACGAUACCCCGUUGGCUUGCAUUGCACAGCAGCCCCGUCUGCUCUAUGAGUACUUCCGUCAGCUCUUUGCACAGGUUACUAAUCCUCCCAUCGACCCCAUUCGUGAGGCAGUUGUUAUGUCUUUGGACUGUUAUGUCGGUCCUCAGGGCAAUCUCCUAGAGAUGGACCCUUCGCAAUGCAACCGAUUGCUCCUACCUUCUCCCAUUCUGACCAUUCCCGAGUUCAACGCUCUCAAGAACAUGAGUUGGGCCCACCACGACUGGACCGUGAAGGUCAUCGACAUCACUUUCGAGAAAAGGAAGGGUAUUCCUGGCUACCUUGAGGCACUUGAUUCCAUUUGCGAUGCCGCAACAGAGGCCAUCAACAGCGGAGAUAAGGCUAUCGUUCUCUCAGACCGCGCGACGUCUGCGGACCGUGUUCCCGUGUCAGCGCUGCUCGCGACUGGCUUGGUUCACCAUCAUAUGGUCCGUAACAAGUGGCGGUCUUUGGCUGCUCUUGUAGUGGAAACCGCGGAGGCCCGUGAGGUUCACCACAUGUGUGUCUUGGUUGGUUAUGGUGCUGAUGCUAUCAAUCCUUACCUGGCCAUGGAGUGCAUGCUCAAGAUGAAUCGAGAAAAGUUGAUCCGCAAGGAAAUCUCAGAUGAAAAGAUAAUCGAAAAUUACAAGGCCUCUUGUGACGGUGGCAUCUUGAAGGUCAUGAGUAAGAUGGGUAUCUCAACCCUACAGUCCUACAAAGGUGCACAGAUUUUCGAGGCGCUCGGUAUUGAUGACAGCGUUAUUGACCGCUGCUUCGCGGGGACGGCGAGCCGUAUCCGGGGUAUAACAUUCGAACUAAUUGCCCAAGAUGCCUUUGCGUUCCACGAAGCGGGUUAUCCAUCUCGCGAGAUCGUCGAGGUCCCAGGUCUUGCUGAAACUGGUGAAUAUCACUGGCGUGAUGGAGGUGAGGAACACGUCAACGAUCCCGUUGCUAUUGCCAACGUGCAAGAUGCUGUGCGUACGAAGAACGACAGGUCGUACGAGGCUUAUGCCAAGGCUGAACAUGAGAAGAUCAAGAACUGCACUCUUCGUGGCAUGCUUGACUUCGACUUUGAACAACGGGCGCCGAUCCCCAUAGACCAGGUCGAGCCAUGGACUGAGAUUGUCCGUCGCUUCGUGACGGGUGCCAUGUCCUACGGAUCCAUCUCCAUGGAAUCUCACUCCACCCUGGCUAUUGCCAUGAACCGACUGGGCGGAAAGUCCAACACUGGAGAAGGUGGUGAGGAUCCCGAGCGUAGCAAGAGACUUGAGAGCGGUGACACAAUGCGGUCCGCCAUCAAGCAAAUUGCGUCCGGCCGUUUUGGUGUUACCUCUCACUACCUGGCCGAUGCCGACGAGCUGCAAAUCAAGAUGGCACAAGGUGCCAAACCCGGUGAGGGUGGUGAGCUUCCUGGUCACAAGGUCGUCGGCCCGAUUGCCCACACCCGUUACUCCACACCGGGUGUCGGCCUGAUCUCCCCUCCUCCUCACCAUGACAUUUACUCCAUCGAGGAUCUCAAGCAACUCAUUUAUGACCUCAAGUGCUCCAACCCUCGUGCCCGUGUCUCCGUCAAGCUGGUCUCUGAAGUUGGUGUUGGUAUUGUUGCGUCUGGUGUUGCUAAAGCCAAGGCAGACCAUAUCCUUAUCUCCGGUCAUGAUGGUGGUACCGGUGCUUCCCGCUGGACGGGUAUUAAGUAUGCCGGUCUCCCAUGGGAACUGGGUCUGGCGGAGACACACCAAACCCUUGUUCUGAACGACCUGCGUGGUCGUGUCGUCGUCCAAACUGAUGGUCAACUGCGUACUGGUCGCGAUCUCGCCAUUGCCUGUUUGCUCGGCGCCGAAGAAUAUGGCUUUGCUACAACUCCAUUGAUUGCCAUGGGAUGCAUCAUGAUGAGGAAAUGUCAUUUGAACACCUGCCCAGUUGGUAUCGCCACUCAGGACCCUGAGCUGCGGAAGAAGUUCCAGGGUACCCCGGAGCAUGUGAUCAACUUCUUCUAUUACCUUGCCAAUGAGAUGCGUGCCAUCAUGGCUAGGUUGGGCAUCCGGACUGUUAACGAGAUGAUUGGACGCGCAGAACUACUCAAGGUUCGGGACGACAUAACCCACCCUAAACAGGAGAAGAUCGAUCCCUCGCUCAUUCUCACGCCGGCCCACUCACUCCGACCUGGCGUUGCGACCUACAAUGUUCGCAAGCAAGACCACCGUCUUCACACCCGUCUCGAUAACAAACUAAUUGCCGAGUCGGAACUUGCAUUGGAGAAGGGUUUGCCUUGCCGCAUCGAGUGCGACAUUGUCAACACUGAUCGUGGUCUGGGUGCGACCCUAUCUUAUCAGGUCAGCCGUCGCUUCGGUGGAGAUGGACUUCCGCAAGACACUAUUCAUGCCAACAUCAAGGGCUCUGCCGGCCAGUCUUUUGGUGCCUACCUUGCACCUGGUAUCACACUUGAGCUUGAGGGUGAUGCUAAUGACUACGUCGGCAAGGGCUUAUCCGGUGGUCGCCUCAUUAUCUACCCGCCCCGCGGUGCUGCUUUCAAGGCUGAGGAAAAUGUCAUCGUCGGUAAUACUUGUCUCUACGGUGCUACCCGUGGUACUUGCUUCUUCCGUGGCAUGGCCGCUGAGCGGUUUGCUGUUCGAAACUCCGGUGUCACCGCCGUGGUGGAAGGUAUUGGAGAUCACGGAUGCGAGUACAUGACUGGCGGUCGUGUGCUUGUUCUCGGAUCUACAGGUCGUAACUUCGCGGCUGGUAUGUCUGGAGGUAUUGGGUACAUUCUGGACAUGAACCAAGACUUCCACUCCAAGGUCAACAUGGAGAUGGUUGAGAUCUCAGGUCUCGAGGAUCCCUCUGAGAUUGCUUUCGUCCGCGGCUUGAUCGAGGAUCACCACCACUACACUGGAUCCGAGCUCGCUGCUCGUGUUCUUUUGGAUUUCACUCGUGCUCUUCCUCACUUUAUUAAGGUGCUGCCCAGAGACUACAAGCGCAUCUUGGAAGAGGAGGCCGCCAAGGCUGCGGCUGCUAAGAAAGCGGAGUUUACUCUGCCCCAGCUCCCAGGUACUCCUGUGAACAAGGAGAAGCCGAAGCAGAAGGCGGACGAAGAAUCUAAGAAGACGGAUAUGCUGGACAUUGAGGACAGUAUCAGUGAUUCCAAGACCGAGAAGAAGCGAUCUGCCCUGAUUCUCGACAAAACAAGAGGUUUCAUGAAGUAUAAUCGCCGCAGUGAGAAAUACCGUAACCCGAUCAGUCGUACUCGGGACUGGGGUGAGAUUACCAGCCGUCUGAGCGAGGAUGAACUUAAGUACCAGUCCGCUCGUUGCAUGGAUUGUGGUGUCCCGUUCUGUCAAUCAGACACUGGCUGCCCUAUUUCCAACAUCAUCCCCAAGUGGAAUGAACUCGUGUUCCAGAACCAAUGGCAAGAUGCUUUGAACCGUCUGCUGAUGACUAACAACUUCCCCGAAUUCACUGGUCGUGUUUGCCCUGCGCCUUGCGAGGGUGCAUGCGUUCUUGGUAUCAACGAAGACCCGGUUGGCAUCAAGUCCAUCGAAUGCGCCAUCAUUGAUCGUGGGUUUGAGAUGGGCUGGAUGGUUCCUCGUCCUCCCAAGACUCGUACCGGAAGAACUGUUGCCAUUAUUGGAUCCGGUCCAGCCGGUCUGGCCGCUGCGGAUCAGCUCAACCAUGCUGGCCACAGUGUUACGGUUUAUGAGCGUGCUGACCGGAUUGGUGGCUUGCUGAUGUACGGUAUCCCUAACAUGAAAUUGGACAAAAAGGUUGUGCAACGCCGUGUAGACCUCAUGGCGGCUGAGGGUGUCAAUUUUGUUACCAGUGUUGCCGUCGGUCCCAAAAACGAGAUCACAUUGCAGUCUCUCCAGGAGAGCCAUAAUGCUGUAGUUAUUGCGACGGGUGCUACUGUCGCUCGUGACCUCAAAGUCACUGGCCGUGAGCUCGACGGUGUGCACUUCGCUAUGCAGUUCUUGCACCGCAACACCAAGUCGCUCCUUGACUCGGGUCUCUCUGAUGGCGAGUAUAUCUCUGCCAAGGACAAGCACGUUGUUGUGAUUGGUGGUGGCGACACUGGUAACGACUGCAUUGGUACUUCUGUUCGUCACGGCGCCAAGUCUGUUACUAACUUUGAGCUGCUCCCCCAGCCUCCGCCGGAGCGUGCUCGUGACAACCCCUGGCCUCAGUGGCCGCGUAUUUACCGUGUCGAUUAUGGUCACUCAGAAGUCAAGACCCACAUGGGUAAUGACCCCCGUGAGUAUUGUGUCAUGUCGACGGAGUUUGUCGAUGAUGGUAGCGGCCGUGUUAAGGGAAUCAAUACCGUUCGGGUCGAAUGGAGCAAGAGUGCCUCUGGCGGUUGGGAUAUGAAAACCGUCGAUGGCAGUGAGCAGUUCUUCCCUGCCGAUCUUGUCCUCCUUUCCAUGGGUUUCCUGGGUCCCGAGGACCGUCUUCUGGGUGACGAAAUUGAGCGUGAUGCUCGAAAGAAUGUCAAGACUCCCCCUGGUCAUUACGUUUCCAACAUUCCUGGCGUUUUUGCUGCGGGUGACUGCCGCCGCGGGCAGUCUCUUAUCGUUUGGGGUAUCAAUGAGGGCCGCCAGUGUGCCCGCGAAGUAGACGCAUUCCUCGUGGGCACCAGCUCUAGGCUUCCAGUGACUGGCGGUAUUGUUCGUCGUCCAGCCAUUGACGCAGUUCCUCAGAGUACUGAGAAUAUCCUCGCUGCAUAA